This is a messenger RNA of Bipolaris zeicola 26-R-13, 1041 nucleotides long. RefSeq lists its product as uncharacterized. The record is from RefSeq and is a predicted model, not a curated record. Gene Ontology annotation, biological process: transcription initiation at RNA polymerase II promoter. Gene Ontology annotation, cellular component: transcription factor TFIID complex. NCBI's taxonomy places the organism in Eukaryota, Fungi, Ascomycota, Dothideomycetes, Pleosporales, Pleosporaceae. The transcript has 2 exons. Gene Ontology annotation, molecular function: protein heterodimerization activity. Bases 1 to 1041 code for a protein of 346 amino acids.
AUGCCAGGAAUCAUACUCUCUCCCAGCGCCAGCAGCGAGGGCGCAACCGCAGGCAUGAAACGAGCGCAUGUGGCGGACAACGCGCCAACACAUGGGGAGCCGCAGCAGAAGAAGCGGCGAGUCGUGCAUGCACUGCACCACACGCAGCCAGUCCAGCACAUCGUCGACCCUGUCAGCGCCGAGUUUGAUAGCUUUGGUGAAAGCAAGGACUUUUUCGAUCAGCAAUUGCGGCGCGCAAUAGCGAUACAAUGCAAGAGCAUGGGAUUCGAGGGUGCGCGCCCGGACGCGCUGGAGCAGUUCCGGGCGCUGGUUGAUUCCUACAUGAGCCACUUUCUAGCCCAAGUGCGCAAGUCCAUGAUCAGUUCGCGCCGCACCGAAACAGUGGCACACGACUGGAUAUACGCGCUGGCAUCUUCGGGUCUACGCGGAUCGGCACCCCUCGACCAACAUUUCGACACUGGCGAAGUUCCUCCAUCGCUACUACAGCCCUACUUUGCACCUCCCGUACCCCCAGAAGCCCCGCCCCCAGAUACCGAAUCCUUGUUAGGCCCCGAGUUAUCGGGCAAGGCAGACAAGGAGACGCGCCCUUAUAUCCCAGAACACUUUCCUGGCUUCCCCUCCAAGCACACAUAUUCUGCGACACCAGUCUUCACCAACCGCGAACAUGACCCGCGAAAGAUUCGGGAAAAGGCAACCGAGGAGGGUAUCUUGGCCGAACAGAGUCUUAGAAAGCUCAUGGCAGCACAAAAAGCGGGCGUUCAGAAGCAGAAUGUGGGAAAGCGGAAGCGAAGCAAGCGCAUGAAAGAGAGCGACAAGUUAUGGCAAGCAGCCAUGACGGAUUUGUUGAACGAGGAGCACCAGCGCGAAAAGGACGAGGAACGACGACAGGCACAGAUGGACCUGGACGAAGAUGACGGUUGGAACACAUCACAUGAUGCUCCAACACGGCAGCCUACAACCGAUCGUAGCGUCAAUCUGGAAGAAGGCGUACACGUCAACUACGAGCGCAAAUACUGGAGAAAAUCCGGGAGCGGCGUCUAA